Molecule: messenger RNA, 2758 nt
Organism: Xiphophorus maculatus (southern platyfish)
Lineage: Eukaryota; Metazoa; Chordata; Actinopteri; Cyprinodontiformes; Poeciliidae
Gene: adam8b
Product: zinc metalloproteinase-disintegrin-like 2d
Exons: 23
Coding region: 1-2553 (850 amino acids)
Biological process (GO): positive regulation of membrane protein ectodomain proteolysis; positive regulation of cellular extravasation; proteolysis
Molecular function (GO): cell adhesion molecule binding; metalloendopeptidase activity
Source: RefSeq, a predicted model, not a curated record
AUGACCACAGAGAAAACCGAAUUGCGGAGCCUCAGCGAUGAUUCACGGCAAAGUUACCGAAGAGCAGAAAGGUUGUCGGCAGGCGUCGGGGAGAACAUGCUGUCUCUGUGCCUGAUCUGGGGUUUUGUCUUGCACGGCUCAGGACAGCUGUCUCACGUCCAGCAGUACGAAGUGGUCCGACCUCAGAGACGUCACGAGAGACGGACCAGGAGCCUUCAGGACAACCAGCUUUAUCCUGAUGCAGUUCAGUAUGACUUGAUGAUUGAAGGCAAAAACCACUCUGUUCAUCUGGAAAAGAACAGGAAUCUUAUUGGUGAAAACUACACUGAAACAUAUUAUUCAGAGGAUGGAAAAAGGGUGACAACAUCUCCAAAUGAGGAACACUGCUUCUACCACGGACAUGUUCAAGGUGAGGCUGACUCCUCGGUCAGCGUGGGAAUCUGUUCGGGCAUCAGCGGCUUUCUGAGAGUCCGGCAGCAGGUUUACCUGAUCGAGCCUCUGGGACAGACUGCGGACGAAGAGCACGCAGUCUACAGACGGGAGCAACUGAAGACGCCCGGCGCUGGCUUCUCUUCUAAUGCCUCCACGUUGUUUGAUCGGGACCAGAACCAGGAGCCGAACCCUCAGCCAGAAGGCCUCUUCAGGUCCAGAUCAUGGAAAACAAAAUCACCACCAGGGCCUCAGAAGUUUGUCGAGCUGUACGUUGUGGUGGACAGCACUGAGUACAAACAGUAUCGAGACGAUACCAGGUCGCGUAUUCUCGGUGUCGUGAAUCACAUUGAUAAGCUCUACCGCUUCGUCAACAUCCGCAUCAUGCUGGUGGGCUUGGAGAUUUGGCCCUACAAAGAUCUCGUCGUCGUGGACGGAAACCCAGACACGGCUCUGGAGAACCUGAUGGUGUGGCGCCAGGCCGACCUCUUGAAGAGAGCAAAGCAUGAUAACGUCCAGCUUGUGACGGGCAAAGACUUUUCCGACGACACAGUCGGACUGGCUAAUAAGUUUGCCAUGUGCACCAUGAACUCUGGGGGAGUCAAUCAGGAUCACCAUGGUAACCCGCUCGGCCUCGCCUCCACCAUUGCUCAUGAGAUGGGGCAUAGCUUCGGCAUGUCCCACGAUGCUGCAGGGUGUGUGUGUGGUCCAGCUUACAGCAGCAACUGUGUAAUGACUGAAAAGCUCAAUGUUGCAGGCCAGGGCUUCCCAGACUUUUUCAGUGACUGUAGCAUCCAGCAACUCACUCAGUUCAUGGACAGAGCUCAGCCCAGCUGCCUGGACCCACCAGGCCGCAUCAGCACCAUCGCAUUAGGCCCUCGCUGCGGUAACGGCCUGCUGGACGGUGGAGAGGAGUGUGACUGUGGUGCAGCAGAGGAAUGCAUCAAUCCUUGCUGUGAUGCCUCAACGUGUCGCCUGACUGAGGGAUCUCAGUGCGCUCAUGGAGAAUGCUGCGAAAGCUGUCAGCUGAAAGCGUCUGGCAGCAUCUGCCGGAGAGCUGCUGGGUCAUGUGACCUCCCUGAAUACUGCAGCGGUGACUCAGCGGAUUGUCCUGAAGACAGCUUCGAGAUGAACGGCAAGCCUUGUUACGGCCAGGCGCCGGGCUACUGCUACGACGGCCAGUGUCCCACACGAGCGAAGCACUGUUGGAGGCUGUUUGGAGAAGGAGCUAAAGAGGGCCCUGAUUUUUGCUUCGACCUGAAUAAACAGGGCCAGGAAGGCGCCAACUGUGGGAGGGAUGGACAGAGCUUCAUUAAGUGUUCCCCUCAGGACCGGAAGUGCGGGUCUAUGUUUUGUGUUGGAGGGGAGGAGCCAAUCACAGGUAAACACGCAGCCUUCAGGGUGUUGGGUGCGACGUGUAGGGUUCUUGUUGAGGUCGAUAGAACCAGAAACUUUGACAUGGUGCCAAACGGAACCACAUGUGGAGACAAUCAGGUUUGCCUCAGCAGCAAAUGUGUGGAUGUCUCAGUUUUCGGCAAAAGAGAGGACUGUGCAAAGAAAUGUAACAGCAACGGGGUGUGUAAUCACAAGAAUGAAUGCCACUGUAAUCCUGGGUGGGCUCCGCCGCACUGUGACAUCAAAUAUGCGGACAUACCUAAAGGUCAGACUGUGAUGAUAGCUGGAGUGUGUGCAGGGAUCUCGACCCUGCUGGUGAUCACUCUGGUGAUCGCAGGACUGAUGUGCUGCAGGAAGAACAACAUAAGGGACAGAUACAUGUAUAAAAGGAAAAAACAACCAUCUCCUGGUAAACUGAAGCCCGUGUUCCAGGAAAAAGCCGUCAGAGACAGACCUCAGAUCAGCCAGCCCACUCUGAUGGGGUCCACUUCCUCUCGGGUCUGCCGUCCUCUGGUUGUUGCUGUGACUCCCUGCAGACCUUCUCCACAGCCUCCUGCCAAACCUUCAGUUUCCUGCACCUCUGAGACCGAGCCGAGUCAUGGAACCAAACCACGUCCUCCACCCGUACCUCCGGUCAAACCCUCCCCUCCUCUGGUUGCCAGAUUCAAGAAACCUCCCCCUCCUCCUCCUCCACCGCAGGCGAAGUCUCGCUUCAUCAGACCUGCGUGACGUUCUGGUUAGUCUGAAGGGUUGAAAAUGCACGCGGCCCACCGGCGGCGGAGAAGCUAAAGUUCAAAUAACUUUAACAACUCAAGACUAACAGUUGCAGAGCUGCUGUGCAACUGUGAUGUUUUUACUCUGUUUGUAAAAACAAAAACUCUUUUCUACAUUUUUACAUCAAAUACCGACAUGCACUUUGAUUUUUUAAAUUUUU